ACAGCUGCUAAGAAUAUUAAAUUUUCUAUUCCCAUUUGAUACAUCAUAUAAUACAUAAACCGAAACCCCAAAAAUAUCUACAUCGUUCUACUUUUUCACUUACUCUUCGUUUCUUUGUAGGUGUCAAGUUCUGAGUUCUAAUGGGUUGUGCUGGAUCCUCACAGUCCAAGUCAAAUGGGGCUGUAAAAAAGAUCCGAAAACCUAAGCCUUGGAAGCAUCCUCAACCAAUAACGAAGACUCAUCUAAUGCAGUUGCGAGAAGAGUUUUGGGACACUGCUCCUCACUAUGGUGGCCGGAAAGAGAUAUGGGAUGCUCUUAGGGCUGCUGCCGAGGCUGAUCUAACCUUAGCACAAGCAAUUGUGGAUAGUGCAGGUGUCAUUGUCCAGAGUUCUGAUUUGACAGUAUGCUACGAUGAAAGAGGAGCAAAAUAUGAGCUACCAAACUAUGUUUUGAGUGAGCCAAGUAACUUGAUUCGAGACAGCUGAUAACAAAGAAUAAAUAUUAAGUAGUAUAAGUAUCAUUGCAGGGAAAUGAUUGUAAAUCAUGUAUAUUAUAUAAUCUCAUUUAUUUGGUCACUCACGUAGAAGUUCCAGCACCUACGCUCUGUUAGAGAAGAUAAAUAUCCUUCAACCAUCCUUUGGCAAGUAUAUAUAAACCCUCUUGUGCCUCCAAACCCUUGUAUAUAUAUUUUUAAUAAUGGUUAAAUUAAAAUUUUAGUUAU
Messenger RNA from Abrus precatorius (Indian licorice), 721 nucleotides. Its product is annotated as ubiquitin domain-containing protein 1. Bases 141 to 485 code for a protein of 114 amino acids. The transcript is spliced from 4 exons. Lineage: Eukaryota; Viridiplantae; Streptophyta; Magnoliopsida; Fabales; Fabaceae. The record is from RefSeq and is a predicted model, not a curated record.